Molecule: messenger RNA, 1547 nt
Organism: Arabidopsis thaliana (thale cress)
Lineage: Eukaryota; Viridiplantae; Streptophyta; Magnoliopsida; Brassicales; Brassicaceae
Gene: PPD1
Product: Photosystem II reaction center PsbP family protein
Exons: 3
Coding region: 86-775 (229 amino acids)
Biological process (GO): photosynthesis
Cellular component (GO): photosystem II; chloroplast thylakoid; extrinsic component of membrane
Molecular function (GO): calcium ion binding
Source: RefSeq, marked reviewed
ACCCAACCAAAAUUCUCAAUUUUCCCAGUGGAUUACUCUUACAGUCCAAAGUUUCAAUUUUUCUGAGCUUCAAAAAUCCACUCUAAUGGCUUCAUCUGCAUUUGCGUUUCCUUCUUACAUAAUAACCAAAGGAGCCUCAACAGAUUCUUUCAAAUCAACUUCUCUGUCUUCUUCUCGAUCUUUGGUUACAGAUUUCCAUCUUUUGUUCUCCAGACCCAUCUCUUCCGGUCCUAAAUACCAAUCUGCCAAGUCCGCUAAACCGGAAUCUCCAGUCGCCAUAAACUGCUUAACCGAUGCCAAACAGGUUUGUGCAGUUGGGAGGAGGAAGAGCAUGAUGAUGGGCUUGCUCAUGUCUGGUUUAAUAGUUUCACAAGCCAAUCUUCCAACAGCAUUUGCUUCAACUCCAGUGUUUAGAGAAUACAUAGAUACAUUUGAUGGAUACUCCUUCAAGUACCCUCAAAAUUGGAUCCAAGUCCGAGGAGCUGGUGCUGAUAUAUUCUUUAGAGACCCUGUUGUCCUCGACGAGAACCUUUCAGUCGAGUUUUCUUCGCCUUCUUCCUCAAAUUACACGUCACUUGAAGACUUGGGAUCCCCUGAAGAAGUAGGAAAGAGAGUACUUAGACAGUACUUGACUGAGUUUAUGUCCACUAGACUCGGGGUUAAGCGCCAGGCCAACAUUCUAAGCACUUCCUCUAGAGUUGCAGAUGAUGGUAAACUCUACUACCAAGUUGAGGUAAGCCAAAGUCAAGUACCAAACUACAUCCUCCUUCUGUGAAUUCAACUGACUCGUGUUUCGGUUAAUUUGAAACUGCGUAGUGAUGUGUUGUUCAGUUUAACUCCAAUAUUAUAAGCAACAACGUAAUAGGACGGCUUAGAUCAUUUGAUAGUUGAGCUUGAUUAUAGGAAAGAUGUUCUUGUGCCUAUUGCUGAAACAAAGUGUGAAGCUUUAUGUGAAUUUGGACAGAACGGGGCCAUUACAUUUGUCUUGGUGAUAUAGAGUUGCAUAAGAAACAAUUGUUUUCUUGAUCAAUCAUAGUAGUGUAACAUGUCUUGAUCAAUCAUAAGAAUAGUUUUCAUGUCUUGGUCAAACAUGUCGUGGCGUUGUUGUUGCAACAUGUCUUGAUCAAUCAUAACAAUUGUUUCCUUGAGCAAUCAUAGUGUUUCAUGGUUGGUGUUGCAACAUGUCUUAUUUUCAGUUCAUUUGAAGCUGCUACAUGAAUAUAAUGUUUUUUCUUGAAGUUAGAGAUAUGGAAUAAUAGCUCAUAAGCUACAUUGGUUUUGAAUAAUUGAACAGGUGAACAUAAAGUCAUACGCAAACAACAACGAGCUAGCUGUGAUGCCACAAGAUCGAGUGGCUCGUUUGGAAUGGAACCGGCGCUACCUUGCAGUUCUAGGAGUUGAGAACGAUAGACUCUAUUCAAUUAGACUCCAAACACCCGAGAAAGUUUUCCUGGAAGAAGAAAAAGAUCUAAGAAGAGUCAUGGAUUCGUUUAGGGUCGAGAAGAUUUAGAAGAGCUCACAUUCUCAAUGUGAAUUUCUUCUUAUUC